GUGGUGUUCAACUACCACCGCGUGCGAACUCUGGUCAGUCUUAUUGAAGUCUCUUACUCUUAUAUGACUCAACAUCGGCCAUAGUGUUGGCACAACCUAGAACGUCCUUUUAACGAUAACUCGUAGUUGUUUCGUCGUCACAGACUCGAGAAACAACCAUGGACCCCGAAACGGCACCCGACCCGGUGCUUCAUCCGAACGGGCAAAACGGUCAUCUCGACCCUCCUGCUGACACGCAACCUCCCUCUUCCAGCAAAGGCUCGAAUCUAUACGAGGCUUUUAUGGCGUUCAGCGCUGAGGAGGAAGAUGGAGCUGUUGAUUCUGCGGAGGUUAGCCCUUCUGACGCGUUGGAGGAGAUCGAGGAUCAGGUGCAGGAGGUCGCUGAGUCUGUAGAGGGAGCGGUGCAAAAUGUGGUGGAUGAUUUGGAUGACCUGUUUGGGGAAGAUGAGCUUGGGGAUGAUGGGAAAGAGGUUGUGGACCAGGGCGAGACUGAGCCGGAGGUCGAUGAAGACGUGCAGAAAGUCAACUUCCCUCCUGAGGACGGAGAACAGCCAGUUGCAGCCGAUGUCGUUGAUGCGGAUGAGACGGACGAACUGGAAGAAUCUGCUGUUGACGUACAGGUUGAAGAGGGUGAAGAGGGUGCGGUUACUGUAUCCACCGACGUCGAGCAUGCGAUCGAUGAUGCUGUUGGAGGCGAUGAUGAUGAAGUCGAGCCGAUCGAGCCUCCUGCGACGGAACCCGACGUCGAGCAAGCAAUCGAUCAUGAUAUUGGAGGCGAUGAUGACGAAGUCGAGCCGAUCGAGUCACCUGCGACGGAACCCGAGGUGGCUGAGGCAGAAGCCAAAGAGGUAGAUGCUGCAAUGGAGGACGACCAACUCGACAUCGUAGAAGACGACACUGUUGAGGGUGUUGCUGUCGAGGCUGUCGAGGUCUCAGAGCCGGUUGAGGAAGAGGUGGACGCGGAGGAAGUUGUAGAAACUGUCGAAGGGAUGGAGCUGGAACUUGCCGAGUCUGCUGCAGAGCAGUCUGAGCCUAUCGCUGCCGAAGACGGAGCUGUUCCCGAGCAUGCAGAAACAGCAUUGGCGCAUGAUACCACUGGUCCAGAGCCUGAAGUUCAAGUGACGGAAGAAGUCGAAGCUGUUCAGGAGCACCCUGCUGCGGACGAGGAAGACGUAUCGAUGAACGUAGACGCUGGACCCGCAGGGGGGGAAACCGAACUUGUUGGGGACGAUUCGGAGAUUGCCGAAAAAGUUGAAGGUGCUGAUGGCGAGGAAGUAGACCAACUCAUGGAGGAAGCGGAGCAAGUCGAAGAAGCGGAAAUACAGUACGACAUGCCUGAUGAAGACGGGGAGAUGCGCUUCCCUCGUAGUGACGGGCAGUCUGAUCGACUGCCAGGAUCGAAGAAGGGUCCUCCUAUGCUCGAUCGCAUGGAGGUGGUGCCUCGCAAUUCGGAGACUCAGAAAACAUACCUCAAAAAGAUUGGCCAGGGUGUUGCGGAGAAAUUGAUGGGUCUCACGGAUCAGAAGUAUAGGUUCAACGAUUUACCUAAGAAUUACCGCCUCUAUCAGCAACAUCGAUCGGGUGGUACCGCGAAUGCCCGGCCGGACAUGUACUUAUAUGGUUCGAAGACAGUGCUCAAGUUCCGCUCCACGACACAGUUCAUUCCCCACGCCAUUUGGCUUCUCACCGAUCCGACGCUGAACAACAAGAACUGCUAUUGUUCCCAUUGCUCCUCGCGGCCACAUUCAGAAGCCUAUGUCGAGAUCCAAACCCCAGAACGGUCUCUCAAACGUAAAUCGUCAACGUUGAAACCCGAGUCCGCCGUGAAGAAGAUCAAAUUGCCGGACACACCGAUACCGCGUGACAGCAACUCGGUGCGCCCCAAGGCGGUCAGGGCAGACCGUGAGACAGAGCUUGCUUCUGCCGACCGACUCGAAGCUCCUCGUAGUGGCGAAAUCAUCUGGGUGCAUGUCGAACCCCCAAUAACCGGAAAGAAGCCUGGAGAAGUCAUCGAAUUCUGGCCGUGUCUUGUCAUCAAGUACGAGCCGAAGAGAAAGUUCUUGCCAACUGAGAAUAAUGGGACGGGGGUUGCAGCACCCGCUUGGGAAGUCCAAGCACUUGGUACUGUGAAGAAUGCCUAUGCGCGAGCUGAAUCCAUCUUGCCCUACCAGUCCUAUGAUUUCCCACAGACAACAAAGGAUGUUCUUCUGGACUUCCGGUCCACUUCGACUGAUUUCGACGAUUUCAUGUGGUUCAAUCCGUUUGAAGAUCCUCCGAAGGAGAAGCCGUGCACUUUGAACAAACGUCGCAGCCUGCCUGAUCUCAGGACACACUCGAACAAAGCGCGCACAUUCAAGAACGCUGCGCCAGCGCUGGUCUUGGCAUUACAGAUGUGUGCACGCCUCGGCAACGGUUGGACGACGACGGAUGCCUACGCUCAUCCUGUGCCAGCUCAGAACGUCGAGAAUCCUCCUCCGAUCAGCACGCAGAACCCAUCGAGGCGGUUCGAAGGAGUAUUCUGGGGUGCGGAGCGCAUCUGGGAGGGCGAUUUUGUUCGCCUGAACAUCCAAUUCAAGUCUGAUCUGCCCGAAAAGGAUUACCGGAAGCAUCUGUUGAACAACAUGUCCGAGGGUGCCGAUGGACGCGGUCUCUUCAUGCAUGUCAACGCAUUCCAUUUCCUUCAUUAUGAGGCCGAUACCCAGAAUUCCAGUGAGAAGAAAGAGUGCUGGAUGGCUGGCCCUGUCUUCGAGACGAUAUUCGAUGGCGAGGCGGAUCCUGCCAUCUUGAGCGGAGAAAACAACGCGCCUCUACCCGAACCGAGUCCGGCCUUCGAUCUUGUGCGGGACACGCCUGUCCUAUCAGCGUCGGCGUUGGGGAUCCUCGCUGAACGUAAAGAUACCAGCGAUGUUCCUGCUGGUGUCCCCACUCAGUAUCCCUGGCCUCCCGCACCCUCUGGGUUCAAGUUCCGACCCUUGCUCGCCAAGGACGAAGAGCUAUACAUCAACAUCUCUUGCCUCGCUGGCCGGUACUACCCUACGAUCUUCUUCAAGCAGCUAUUGGUCGGCAGGCACGACCUGACAAAAACGAGCAAUGGGAUCAGCACACCGCAACUGCUGUCGAUGGCAGGCUUCAUGCCCGGUUACGUGUACGCUGCGCUAUGCGAAAAAUACAAUCACGACCGCUCGGCGAUGGUCGUCUCUGCUGAGGAAGAGUCGAAGGAGGUGUUGUCUGCGAUCUGGAGUGGUGAUAAUGCGUAAAAUGAGGAUUCGGGAUUUCUGCCAUCUUAGUCUGUGCUUCGGAGCAGUGAUGGGUACAUACUUCUUUCGUAUUUCGUUUUUUCUGGUGUUGUCGAAAGGGCCAAGCGCC
Dacryopinax primogenitus is the source of this 3366-nucleotide messenger RNA. RefSeq lists its product as uncharacterized. Gene Ontology annotation, biological process: silent mating-type cassette heterochromatin formation. Lineage: Eukaryota; Fungi; Basidiomycota; Dacrymycetes; Dacrymycetales; Dacrymycetaceae. The record is from RefSeq and is a predicted model, not a curated record. The transcript is spliced from 3 exons. Bases 159 to 3257 code for a protein of 1032 amino acids. Gene Ontology annotation, cellular component: rDNA heterochromatin; SHREC complex.